AUAGGUAUAAAAAAAGAAAUAUAAACAAGUUGAUCAGUUACUGUUCGAAUUUGGUUGGUGAUCAAUAUGUACUUUCUAAAAUUCACGACGGCUCUUCUUCUUGUUACCUGCGUUUUCGGACGUCCGGUAUAUAAAGAAUGUACAAAGACAGAAAUAGAAUGUCGGAAAGAAAGAAUGAAGAAAUUCUUCACCGAACUGAGUGGAGGCAGUACUGAAUUUGGAGUAAAAUCAAUGGACCCUAUGAUCCUUGAUGAAGUGGAUGUACCCGAAGAAGCAUUAAACCUUAUAUUCCUUUAUAAAAAUCUUAAAGUGACUGGAUUAAAAGAUGUAGUUAUCGAAGACUUUUUGAAGGAGAAGGACACAGACAUAACCCAUAUGACUCUUAAAUACAACUACAUCGCUGACGGUUUACUGGAUGUUAAAUUCAAUAAGAAGGAUAAAGUCAUCACUGGCUCCAUCAACUACGAAGCUGGUAUAACUGGCACUAUAUCAUAUCCUUACUCAUCAAAAUCUGAAAAUGGCAAAGACGUGUCUGUGAUUGGCCAAGAGACUCUGACGUGUGAAACUAAUAAUGUAAAAUCUACACUUGGCGAAGAUUUUAGGAAACAACUUGAGGCUGACCCGGAUGCGCAAGCUGUUGAGGCGGAGUAUAACAAGAUCCAUACAGAACACCAAGCUAAGGUAGCCUGCGAGAUAGCUAAGGCUGCUUUCAAAGCUGUGGUGCAAAACCUCAGAAAUAUAUUGAAGAGUGAACAUUAACUGCCUUGUUAAAAAACUACAGUAACGAAUUUUGACAAACAACAUUUUUUUGCCAUUGCAACACCAUAUAGAAUUCCUAUUUGAUAAACUCAGAGUGUUGCCAGCCAACAGCGCCCUAUUUUAGUGCUACCAUUUAUUGUACUGCGUUUUGUCAAUGAUAAUAUCAAUACCUAUGUAUCAUAAAUAUUAUAUGUAAACAAAAAAAGUUUAUUUUAUUUUAAAAUCAGUACCUAUGUAUUAAUAUUUAUUACAAAAAUAUACACUGUAAAA
This is a messenger RNA of Plodia interpunctella (Indianmeal moth), 1029 nucleotides long. RefSeq lists its product as uncharacterized. The transcript has 5 exons. Bases 67 to 759 code for a protein of 230 amino acids. The record is from RefSeq and is a predicted model, not a curated record. NCBI's taxonomy places the organism in Eukaryota, Metazoa, Arthropoda, Insecta, Lepidoptera, Pyralidae.